Ostrinia furnacalis (Asian corn borer) is the source of this 1321-nucleotide messenger RNA. RefSeq names its product embryonic stem cell-specific 5-hydroxymethylcytosine-binding protein. NCBI's taxonomy places the organism in Eukaryota, Metazoa, Arthropoda, Insecta, Lepidoptera, Crambidae. The transcript has 5 exons. The coding region runs from base 107 to 1051 and encodes 314 amino acids. Gene Ontology annotation, molecular function: single-stranded DNA binding. The record is from RefSeq and is a predicted model, not a curated record. Gene Ontology annotation, biological process: protein-DNA covalent cross-linking repair.
GUUUACAUGAAAUUUUUGGCGCCUAAAUUCAUUUCAUACUAGGCCUAAUUUUUAAGCCUAAAAGUACCCAUAUUCAUAUAACAAAAUAUAAUUUAAAGGUGUCGCUAUGUGUGGACGGACUGGUUUAUCCCUAAAUAAAACACAAAUACAAUGUGCUUGUAGCUAUAAACCUAAAGGUUCAAGUUCUUACAUAAAACCAGACUGGCUCCCUGAACACAAUGAUGGCAAGGAAUAUACUCCUUCUUACAACAUAGCUCCCACUGAUGUCACUCCAGUAUUAGUAUCAGCCAGUAAAUAUAAAAAUGCAACUAAAACUUCCCGGGUACUGAAACCUAUGAUGUGGGGCAUUAUACCCCCGUGGCAUAAGGGCGACUAUAAGACUCACAACUUAAGCACAAACAAUUGCAGAAUAGAGACCAUACAGUCUUCAAAACUUUACAGUCCAAUUCUGAAAGAUGGCGGUAGAUGUAUAAUCAUUGCUGAAGGUUUUUAUGAAUGGCAAACCACAAAUAAAACUUCCAAGAUAAAGCAACCUUACUAUAUCUAUGCUCCACAAGAGGAAAAUAUAAAGGUCGAAGACCCUAAAAGUCCUAAAACAUGGAACAAUGAUUAUAAUGAAGAGAAUGGUUGGAUGGGACUGCGCCUUUUACACAUGGCAGGACUCUAUAAUGUAUGGCAAAAUGAAGACAAAGUUAUGUAUUCAUACUCUGUCAUCACAAUGGAAUCAAACAACACAUUCAAUUGGUUACAUCACCGAAUGCCAGCUAUUUUACACAAACAAGAACAAAUUGAGGCAUGGUUGGAUAUAGAUAAUGUGCCAGCAGAAAUAGCUCUUUCUCUUCUAAAACCUGUAACAAUUUUAUCCUGGCACCCAGUUUCAACUCUCGUCAAUAACUCCAAAAACAAAUCUGAUGACUGCAACAAUAGGCUGAUAGAAGAAAAGAAAGACAAACAUAAACAAAAAACUCUAUCUUCAUGGUUCCAGAGGGCCGAAAAACGAAAGAGUGAAGAAGACAAGGCAUCAGAUUCUAAAAUGCCAAAAAAAAAUUAAUUGCUCCUAACUUACAACUUUUUUUUAAGACUACCCACCUCAUAGGUUAAUUAUUAAAAACUGUUGUUCACAUGUUGGCGAUCGAUCUAUCUAUGCCACACACAGUAAAAUGUUUUGAAAAACUAAGUAAGGUUUAUUCUUCGAUACAAAAACAUCAACAAAACAUUAUAAGUAACGUAACUGAUGCAGUACCCUAAGCACGAACGAAUUGUAUUUAAACUCGUAGUCGUAUUCACCGAGCACGUAAUAAAUCGUAUUUCAAAACCGUAA